UGAAGUUGCCCUAAAAGUUGGCGCUAACUCUACCUUUUAGAUUUUGCAACUAGCCAUUUCCUUGCGCCCAUUUUUUUGCUGCAGAUUCUUGUUCAUCACACUCACUAGCGGCUCCAUUCAUGGCUAUGGAUAAAGGUACCUUCGAAAACCUAAUUCCUUGUCAAUACAUCUCUUUUGAUUUCCCAAAUCCUCAUCACUCAAGAGAAUCUACUACCAUUAGUUCUACCUACGGCAAUUUCUUAAGAAUCACAGCACUUGAUUCCCCUAUUAUUCAAACCUCAGAUCAUCCAACCCAAAUCGCAGCGAUGUUAGUCCCAAUAGAUCGAGAGGAUGACUGGGUCUUCUCUACAAAAUCUGGAAAUUUCCAACUUCUAUCAAAUUUACAGGAAAUUUCUAGGUUAAUCCUUGUAGGGAAUCUACCGACCGGUGAUUUGCCUGUAAAUUAUAGCCGUCGUCCGAUACUUGACGGUGAUAGAGAGUACAUGGUGGAAUUUGAGGAAGCCUUGCUGCCUCUCCUCAUUGCAGUAUCGCCUAAAUCGUAUUUGAAAGGUUUGGGUGAAAAUUUUGAGAUUCCAUUUGCAAUGUAUGAAGAUAAUUUGAUUUGUAGUGUAUUAGUUGAGAGAUGUAUUGGUUCCUGUGUAGGAGAAAUGAUAGUGGAAGAUGUUGAAAUAGAAAAUUAUGUGGAUGGUAAAUUAGAUUUGGGUAGAAGAGAGUUUAGGAGGAGAUUAAGGUUUAAAAGAAUGCCGAAUUUAGUUCAGACGGAAAUACGUAUUGUUCCGAAUAGAAUAGAAGUUGAUUCUGUUAAUCUUAGGAUUGGUGAAAUGGAGUGUGAGCUUGAUACUGGUUGUUUGGUGCAUCCUUACCUUGCACCAAUGGUGGCAAGUCUAUCUCUUAUUGCUCGAAAUUUAGAUGAUAUGUAUGUUUGUUCGGGUUUGAAGCUGCCUAAGGUGCUCUGUGCUGGGAUUGGUGGAGGAGCGUUGCUUACAUUUUUGAGAACCCAAUUCGGGUUUCAAGUAUUUGGGGUGGAGAAUGAUGAGAUGGUUGUAAAUGUUGCAAAACGAUAUUUUGGUUUGGUGGAAAGCGAAUUUCUUCGAGUCCUGGUGGGAGAUGGUAUCGAUGUCAUAAGGAGAGUUGCCAGGAGAGGAGUUCGAGCAGGGUUUGUGGCAUCUAUUACCAAUGCGGAUUUAGAGAGUGAUCAGCAUUCGAUUACUUAUGCUGAGGAUGAGUCGAAGUUUGACAUUAUAAUGGUUGAUUUAGAUUCUAAUGAUGCUAUGAAUGGUCCAGGUGCUCCACCAUUAGAUUUUGUUCAAAACUCGAUACUUUUGGAUGCUAAAUUGGCUCUUAACACUCUUGGAAUUCUCGUGGUUAAUGUAAUUCCGUUGAGUAAGUCUUUCUACGAGGUAUUGAUUUGUGAACUGAGGAAAGUUUUCUCGCAGUUGUAUGAAAUAAAUGUAGGAAACGAGGAAAAUUAUGUUAUCAUUGCUACUGUUUCACCUGUCAGCUUUGUGCACGAUGAGAUUGAGACUUCUAUUCAGGAGAAGUUGAAGAUGGCCAAUUUGGGGCUCUAUAUCGAGUGCAUGAGGAAGAUAUGAAAGUUUUAAUGAGCUGAUAUUCCAUUUUUCAAUCUCAAGAAAAAGCAUGGGUAACUUGAACGAGCUGUUGGAAAGGAGGCUCAAGACUCUCAGUAUGGUGUUUAUGAUUUAAAUCAACUCUGACUGAAGUUGCCCGAAGGUGCAAACCGACAGUCACAGUGCUCUGGGUCAUGAAUUAGUGAUAUUAAAUACACCUGGUGCUGGUGGAGCUUCUUCAUUAACUGGGCUAAUAGUUAUCAAGCAUUUCCCCACUUCAAUAUAGAAUCAGUGGAAGAAGUCGGUAUAAGGUACUAUUUAUUUUCCUCUUCUCAUUUGUCAUCUUAGUCUGAGCAUAAUGCUGUUAAAAUAAAGAAGCCUUCUAUUCUUGGAUCCUAGUAAAGUGACUAUGGAUGCACUCUGAAAUUUAGAAAUGUCCAUAGUAAAAAUUGUUGGAGCUAGACAUUAGUCUCACUGCCUUUUAUGUUCUGCUCUUGCCAUAUGGUAUUAUUAGUCUUGCUUUUAGUUCAUCAGUUGACUGUGUGAGGUAACUGGAGAAGUAAACUUGGUUGAAGGAGAAGAAGAUUCCGAACAGAAGGUGGAUCAACAAGGACAGCCGUCUACAUUUAGACGGUUUGAACAUGUGUUGUGGCGGUUGGAUGGCAAUUUAAAAGUUAAUGUGCUCUUUUAACCAAUCUAAUCGUGGCGUGUGAAUCUGAGAGCUUUAACUUUGUUACUGAAGUAUAAUUAAUGUUUAGCUUAACUUUUGGAUGGUCUUUGUGCUCAAUAUGGUACGUGGGUCAAUAGUUAGUUUAGAAUUCAUAAACAAGGCUAGUCAUGGUUGGCUUCCAAAUGCAUUUAUCUGGACCUGAAACACAGAAUGACGACAUAUUUUUAUGUUCUCCAUCAUAUCAUUCAGUAUUUUUGUUGGCCCGUUUGCGACUAGCUAUGGCAUUAUGAAAUUGCCGGCGAGUAUGUAUAUUGUAAAUUGCGUGUGUGCGCGCUUAUAGACUUUUACUUGCCCAAAAGAAAAACAUGAGAAUCCAUUUGGGGCCGAGUACAA
Papaver somniferum (opium poppy) is the source of this 2631-nucleotide messenger RNA. RefSeq names its product methyltransferase-like protein 13. The coding region runs from base 120 to 1592 and encodes 490 amino acids. The record is from RefSeq and is a predicted model, not a curated record. Lineage: Eukaryota; Viridiplantae; Streptophyta; Magnoliopsida; Ranunculales; Papaveraceae. The transcript is spliced from 2 exons.